GGGCUUCGGGACUCAAACAGCACUGCAUUCGCAAGCCGCAAAAACUAUAGCCGUCGUUCCUUUGUCUCUGUUUCCUGCUGCAUCUGAUGCGCUGCCACGCUCGUUUCGUUUCGCACCUCGGUAGCUCUCCCAACAUGCGCUUCGUCGAAUCUUCACCAACUGUACCAUACGCAUCCGCAUCGCACGUUCAUUCUUCUCAUUGUUUCUGUUUAUGUUGCAGUGUUUGCUUGUGUUCUAACCCCAGUGCUCCUCCGCUUCGCGCGAUCCUCCGGCCCCACCUGCUCCUGUUUCACCACAUUCUCAUUGUUUGUGCUUUUCCCUGGGCUCUUGCCGGUACAUUUGUUCACCCGUCCGACGUAUUCCUAUUGACCUUGUUGUGCAUAUUUGUCGUUUGCCAUCUGCCAUAGAGUCGUCCCCGGGCGCUACUGCAAAAGAAAGGAAUACAUAAUGUUGUGUAGCAGCAAGUAGUGUAUGAAGUUGUACAUGUCUACUGUAUGACUAUGUAGAGUGUCUAAUACACAGUAGAGAUUCAUCACUCUGACUUAUGCAAUGCCGGCGCGCGCGAAAGCGGGUGAAUGGGUUCAAGUUG
Molecule: messenger RNA, 589 nt
Organism: Laetiporus sulphureus 93-53
Lineage: Eukaryota; Fungi; Basidiomycota; Agaricomycetes; Polyporales; Laetiporaceae
Exons: 1
Coding region: 87-407 (106 amino acids)
Source: RefSeq, a predicted model, not a curated record